Hippocampus comes (tiger tail seahorse) is the source of this 5437-nucleotide messenger RNA. RefSeq names its product Rho guanine nucleotide exchange factor (GEF) 25b (gene arhgef25b). Bases 1441 to 3456 code for a protein of 671 amino acids. Lineage: Eukaryota; Metazoa; Chordata; Actinopteri; Syngnathiformes; Syngnathidae. Gene Ontology annotation, biological process: axon guidance. The record is from RefSeq and is a predicted model, not a curated record. Gene Ontology annotation, cellular component: extrinsic component of membrane; cytoplasm; plasma membrane. Gene Ontology annotation, molecular function: guanyl-nucleotide exchange factor activity. The transcript is spliced from 17 exons.
UCUUGUUGAGAGGGUAAACUAAAUUGAUUUAAAAAGUGAGAUGUACUGUAAUCUACGGUAAUUUCGUACUGUAAUACACUCAACAGAUACGACUGUUUCCUCGCUCCCCGUUCUUCGCGCCUGCGCUUUUGUUUUAGAUUAUUUUUGUUGUGUUUUUAUUUCACCACGCUGUGUGUCUGUUCGUGCUUAUGCUGCUGUUAUGUGUCGCUUAGUAAGGAACAAUUUCACAAAGUCGCCGCACGAGUAGCCAGCCGAAGCUUGUUACUAGCUAGCGGGCGCUACUCGACACAGUAGGUGUCGUAAGAGACGUGCGAAAAUCCACAGCCAAGCGAAACUUUUUGGGACCGCGGUUGAUUAUUGGUGUUGCUAUUAUUCAAUGUGUUUUGAUCGUGCGAAAGAUAUUAAUUUUGCCUCGCUAACUGCGAUGAAAACCCGUUUAUUUUGAGACUUGGUAAUAUACAUACGGUGCCUUCAUGGGCUGUAAAGAGAAGGAGAAGACGAGAAGAGAAUAAGUUAAAAAAUGGGAAAAACAAUGUGUUUUUUUUUAAAGCCCAAGUGCCUGUUAUGGGUUGAUUUGAUGUAAUUACAUUUAGGAAUGAUAAAUGUUACUUUAAUACCAGUAUAGUUAAUAAAGAUAAAAAACGUCAACUGGUCCCUGGGAAUUCCAUUAUUUCCUAUGGAAAGUUUGUUGUGAAAUCCGAGUCAGAGGUUACACUGUACACGGGAAAUGAGUCCGAUCCAUUUUUUUCUUUGACAAAGUAGAAUGGACUUGGGUCAUUGCCUUAUCUGACAUCUCGAUUUAAGAAGCGUUACCUCAACCCUUUAUCCUCCUUUCUUGCCCUGCUCCCGUUAGAUGGGUGAAAACAACAUGGUAGGGUGGAAAAAAUUACCUUUACAACACAUGCUACUCAAAUGUUAAUUUUCCAAAUUGGUUAAAAUCUGAAGUUUCGUUUUCGGGCGUUUCGUGUGUUUUCAGGUUUUUAUACGCAGUCUGUGCAUGUUUGUAGAAAACAAAUAUGAGAAAAGUGUGAAAUCACUCAGGGAGCUGUAAACUGUCAUUGUAACGACUUUUUCAAUGAAUGCUCAUGAUGAUAGUUAUCAGGUUUUCUGAGACAGUUCAAAGGCCUGCUGUGGGAAUGAGCCCAUGGGACUUAUGGGACGUGGCUGUGGGCCUGUCUGGACACAUCAAACCCACUCCCUCCCCUCCUAACUGGAGUGGUCUGAGGAGCGAUCCCGCUGCAUCUGACCAGCUGUCCUCAUGUGUCCAGAAGAAGAAAGCUUCUGUUCUUUUGUUCUCAUGGAGUGAAAGCCAAACACACUGACUGACAUGUUUGUCUAACACUUCCCCUGUCCAUUUCCAGAGGAUACAAGGAAUGAGGAAGAUCUGGAGAUGAAGAGGGAACGUUGAUUCAUGAGGAGGACAAGAGCACGAGGUGAACAAUGAAGACUUUGGCAAAAGUACAAGGGAGGACGGAACAACUGAAGCGACACAAGGUUGAAAAAAUUUCAGAAAGCAGCAAACAGAAACUGUUGACUGACAGCAAUCAACAUACCAAGAUGGAGUUCAAGUGGGCCAGGAGGUUCAGCGUGGCUGCAGGAUGGAAAGAGUCGUACUCCGUGGCUACCGUCGACAGCACCAUUAACCUGGCGCUGGGCUCGGCGCCCCACCGGGCCUCAGGCAGCUCCAGCCCGGGCUCUGGAAGAUCACGGCACCCCGUCAGCGCCUUGAAGAAGUGGCUCACCAGCCCAGUCCGGAAGCUGAGCUCCGACGCCGGGGGAGGAAUGGCGCGGGUCGACAAGCAGAUGUGCAGGAGACAGCCGUCACUCCUUUCCCACAGCGGAGUUCAGCCGAGGCCUUUGGACCUGUAUGAUAGCGACUUCAUGAUCAUCCCCUCGACAGAUGCGGCAUGGAAUGAUAGGCUUUUGAGUCGUGAAGCUUCAUCGUCUUCUCUGCAGCCUUCCCAUGAGGGUGACUUAUUGGACCUCCUGCCUGACGGAGAAACACAAAGUCUUAGCCAUAAAUCCAGUGUCAACACUCUCCAAGAUGAGGACAACAGCUGCAAUGUGAUCGAAGAUGCUGGCAGCCAGUUGUCGGUGGCUGUGGACAGCGAGGAAGAAAGAAACAUUGCCUUUGAGAAGAGCUUGUAUGUGCUGACAGAGUUGCUAGAGACUGAAAGGUUGUAUGUGGAAGACCUUGGACUUGUUGUAGAGGGCUAUAUGGCAACCAUGACCAAUCAGGGCGUUCCAGAAGACCUUAAAGGGAAAGACAGGAUUGUUUUCGGAAACAUCCAUCAGAUCUACGACUGGCAUAAAAGUUACUUCCUGGGUGAGCUGGAGAAAUGUGUGGCUGAACCGGACACCUUAGCCCAGCUGUUCAUCAAGCAUGAGCGUCGUCUUCACAUGUAUGUGGUCUACUGCCAGAACAAGCCCAAAUCAGAGCACGUUGUCUCCGAGUACAUCGAGACCUUCUUUGAGGAUCUCAGGCAGCAGUUGGGUCACAGGCUGCAGCUCAAUGAUCUGCUGAUCAAACCCGUCCAACGGAUUAUGAAGUACCAGCUUCUGCUCAAGGACUUCCUAAAGUAUUACAGCAAAGCAGGACGUGAUGUCGAGCAACUCCAGAGGGCAGUGGAGGUCACAUGUUUUGUGCCGAAACGAUGCAACGACAUGAUGAACGUGGGCAGGCUGCAAGGCUUUGUGGGGAAAAUCACAGCUCAGGGGAAGCUCCUCCAGCAGGAUACCUUCUCUGUGAGCGAGCAGGAAGGCUGCAUGUUGUCCAGACCCAAGGAGAGGAGGGUCUUCCUGUUUGAGCAGCUGGUCAUCUUCAGUGAGCCAAUCGAUAAGAAAAAGGGAUUUUCUUUACCUGGCUAUAAUUUUAAAAAUAGCAUCAAGGUCAGCUGCUUGGGCGUGGAGCAGAAUUCCAGUGAGGGCCCGUGCUCUCUUGUACUGACGUCGCGCGGGACAAACGGCAGUGUGACUCGCUUCGUCAUGCAGGCAUCCUCUUCGGAAAUACAACAAGCUUGGCUCGGUGACAUUGUGCAGAUUUUAGAGACUCAAAGGAACUUCCUCAAUGCCCUGCAGUCUCCUAUUGAGUACCAACGAAGGGAGAGCAAAUCAAACAGCCUCGGCAGGAACAUGAAGUCUCCAAGUGGCCUGCAGUCUUAUUUGUCAUCAUCGAUUGGCCACCACCAGCAGCUGGGCCUGCUGUCUUACAACACCUCCCUUCCGUCGCUGCAUCCGCCCCACCACAGCCCGGCUGCAAAAGCAGCCUCGAACCCUUGUGCCAUGACACGUCAAGCAGCCCACCUUCAGCUCUCAUCACAGCCACAGCUCACUUUAUGUCCGGAAAUGACAGGAAACCACGGCACGGAUAUUUCUCUGCCACCCCGCAGCCAGCACAGCUUGCAGGUCGUGACUGCUGCUUUCCAGGCAGCCAUUCUUCAUGACAGUGAAACUUAAGCGCAUCAGCCAAAAACAGCAGCAUAUGAAUAGAACCGGAUGAGGAGCAUGUCGAAAGCCCGUCUUUAUCACGCAUUGUACCUUUUGAAUGCCAUUCAAAGACAUUUGGAUUUCCUGCAUGCACAUGGCAGCAUGUUGAGAUGAGAACUAUUAUUAAAGCACAUACUUCAUGGAAUAUAGACUUCCUACUUUUUCCAUGGAAAUGUCUGUUAUUUUUGUAAUGCAUCAUUUUUCACAUGGGGAUCAAUUCUACGUUAUUCCUCCAAGUGACACCACAAGUCUCCGUCCUCAAAUGAAUUAACAGUUUAUUUGUACCUUGCAAUUUAGCAUUAUACCAAUGUUGACAUUUUGGUGGGCGGUUUAAGCGCAGCUAUUGUUAGCUUGUUUUCGGAACCAAACACAUUUCUGCUUGUGUCACUGUGCAGAGAGUAGAGAAAGGGAGUGCUCGCCUGUGCGUCUCAGUUAUAAAUGCAGUUGGUCGUUGCUUUCUGUGCUUGGCUUUGUGUUGUAAAUAAAAUUGAUCAGCGAAAGGAAACAUUUCUCCUAAUGAUCCUGCUUUGCAAAGUGGACAACCGACACCUCUGUCUGUCCUGCCUGUAAUAAGUUAAUAUUAAUAAUUAAAGAAUGCAAUGUGCACGUAUUUAGUUUUUAUGUGAAGGGAUUCACCUCUCAGGUGUACAAUAUGCAUUCCUGUAACUAACAAAAUGUCUGUCCAUCAAAUAGUGAGUAAUUUGAUUUUGUUAAAUUAUUUAAAUACAGUAAUUAACCUGUACAACAUGCAUUUUAAAAAUGAUUAGCCACUUCCCACUUCCAGGGUGUUUAUCUGUAGACUUUGUGACAGUAAUGAAUUACUGUACAGUUAUAUAAGCUUUAAGAUGGCAACCGCCUGGAACGGAUUAAUUUCAUUUCCACUUGGAUGCAUUGUUUCAUAUAAUGGUAGGUAGGACUAUCACCCCAAGUAUACAUUGCCCUCUAGUGGGGAUAACGUGGAGUAUUACAAAAGUGUUGAAAAUAUGGGACACUUUUCAAUAAUCAAUAUGAUAGGGUUUUAAUUUAACAUUAAAACUGGGAAACACAUUCGAUUAAAAAAUGUGAAUGUGAAUCAAACCUUUGAUUUUCCUCAACACUCUUAUGUUUGCAUACUGUUUUUUUUUCUUGGACAUACAUUAGUAACAUGUCACAGCACUUGGAAACUUGAGUAUUCAUAACGACGCCGUUUCAAUGGUAAAAAAAAAACAGUAUUAAUCCAGUGGAAAAAAAGGAGCAAGAAUAAAGUCAUCAAGUUAUUAGAAUCAAACGCAGUAUAAUAAUAUAACCAACAUACUGUUAAGUCAUAUCUUAUAACUGAAAAUAUAGCAAAUAAUUCUGAUCUGGCGAUGAAAAGUUCUCAUCGAUACCGACUACCGAAACCACUAGUACCUUUAGUGCAUAAAAUGUUAAUUAACAAGAUGACCGUUAUUUGUGAAUAAAGACCCGUCUUUCUUUCUGAUACACAUGAUGAUUCGGCGUGUCAUACCUCCACAGUGUAGCGUCAACUACUGGCAAGGAAGACUUAACUUGACUUUUUUUUUUUUUUUUGGUCAUGAUUAUUGAUGGACGAUAUUCGCAAUCUUCACAAGUAAGAAAUACCUUGAAAUAAGUCCGGUAUUGACUUGAAACUAUUACCUGCUACCUCUAAAAUAUAUGAAGAAAUAGAUGUGGAUUAACCAAUUAAUGCAACAAAUAUGACAGUAAAUGUCCAGGGGGCCAAUUUAAAGAUUGAAGUAUGCAAAACUUUGCCCACCUGUGACUUGAAAUGUAACUCUUACAUUAUUAGUACUUAUUGUAAUGUACGUAUAACAGUACGACUUUAUGAACGUAAUAUUUUUUUUCACUGUGCCUCUAAUAUUCCGUUGUAGUAUCACCUGCUCAGAUGACAGCUUUUUCCAUAUGAAACUGAUACUUCGACAAUUAAAUAAAUUGGAUUAAGGUCAACUGAGUU